Molecule: messenger RNA, 2968 nt
Organism: Mycena citricolor
Lineage: Eukaryota; Fungi; Basidiomycota; Agaricomycetes; Agaricales; Mycenaceae
Source: the annotation of a GenBank genome assembly
AUCAACCCCGCACUAAGCAGUCGGCUGCCGAGUGGCUUCCCUCCCGCCUCGUGACGCCUCUCUCCUACACGCGACACACACACGCCCCUGCCACAUCACCUUCUUCAUUUCUCCCGUCCCGAACUCCCUAUAAUAGAAUACGCGCUUGACGUACGAUUACCCACUACUGCUGCUGCUCCUCCGUAGGUGGAAGCUUCUACUACUACUACUUGCUACUGCCAUGUCGACACGUGCCUCCGCCCGCCUCGCUGCCUCCGCCGCACCCGCGUUCAUCGUCCCGCCGCGGCCGCGUUCUUCCGCCGGCCCCGGGCCGUCGAAGCUGCGAUACGCCACCCGCAGCCGCGGCCGCGUGCCGCCGUACGCGGAAUCCGAUUCGGGCUCCGAAGACGACGAAGACGAAGACGGAGAUGCCGGCGAGGACGGCGGCGGCGCCUCUGACGGUGCGGAUAUGAAUCAUGAGCAUGGCCGCGGCGCCCCGGUGCACGUGCGGCAUCUGAACCAGCCCGUGAACCACGCCUUCCAGGUCAGUUAGUCGCUGGCGGGGCCAUCCUCUGCCUUGUGUAUGUACUCCCUGCUCAACCUGCUCAGCCGAACGAUGCAGUGUGGGUGUGCCACCACGAGAAGUGGAUUGGGGGCCGCAUAUUCGCGCACGCCGCCCCCAAGUUAGGCGCGAACGAUGUGCGUCGUUUGGCGUUUUGCUUGGCCUAGUGCUGUGCUGAUUGUCUGCCUUUCCUCCCCAUUCCCGAUGCAGAAUCAUGUGUAUUACAGCGUGGUUUACCGUGACGCUUACGGCCACAAUCUGCGGCGGUACUUCUCGCCGAACCUGGGAGAGCUGAAGCCCGAUUCGGCACCGGUCCGAAAGCUGCUGCGUGCGGCGGGCUGGCUCUGAGACCCCACAGCAGUGCUGCUAUUUAUUGACAUAUUCUUACUCCUUGCAUCGCACCGCACACAUCCACAUCCCCACCCACACACUCGCCAUCUACAUACAUUGUCUCUCGCGCAUCCAGUUGUCGUUUUGCUUUGUUGCCUGGUUACUGCUGCACAUUCUGUUCAGGUCUUCACGCACCAUCCAUUGUUGUUGUCGUUAUCGCGCGAGUUCCAUUGCAUCUGCUGUAAGCACGGAAGAGCCGGAUCUUGAGCACAAUCUCCGACCUGCGCCUACUAGCCGCUAGGACAUGUUCUUGGGAAUGCACCACAGUUCUUGGUAUUGGAAGUCCGCGCCUUGCUUUGGUAAGUAUUACCCAAGUUUCCUCGGAAUUAAUGGCGUACAUUGCAUCUGACGAACUGAAAUUAAUGGUUCAGCAUGUGCUGGUGACAGCUCCUAUCAUCUCGAACUGGAUACCUAGAACCUCGCCUCGUUGAAUACCCAGCGACCGACAGUCUCGAGCCAGGAAGUGCGAGCGUUGGCUCAAAAAUAGUCCUGCCUUUGAUCCGGAGCACGUUUUCCGAUCGGUGAUCGACAUGAUCCGGGGAAUGACUCGAUCCAUAUUUUUUUGACGAUGGUCAAGGUCGAUCAUUUCUAUCUCUCCUCCUCCUCCUCCACCACCUACCAGCGAGACAAUGAGUCCCGUCUACGCGCCGCUUGAUGCGUCCAAAUUGACAGUCACGCUUGCGUCCGCGCUGAAGGAGAUUCCGCCGUUGGGCCCAUUCGGAGUCGCCAAGACAGACCACAUGCUUGUCAUGUCGCACGACCCGGUGACGGGGUGGUCAGCGCCAGAGAUCAAGCCCUAUGCACCGUUGGAACUGGAUCCGUCAAGCAACUGUUUGCAGUAUUGCACGAACGUGUUCGAGGGGAUGAAGGCGUUCCUCGAUCCACAAGACCGGCCGACGAUGUUCCGCCCCGAGGCAAACAUGGCCCGCCUAGUCAGUUCAGCGGCAAGGAUGGGUUUACCAAUAUUCGACGCCGACCAGCUGCUCAUCCUCAUCAAAAAACUAGUAACCGUCGAGUCGCGGUGGAUCCCGCGCGGUAACGGCGACAGCUUGUACAUCCGCCCGACGAUGAUCGGCACGAAACCAUCAAUAGGCGUUAGCGCCUCCGAGCACGCGAUGCUCUACGUCAUCGUCACGCCCGCGGGGCCGUACUUCUCUACCGGCGGCAAGGGCGGCGUGUCCCUCCUCGCGGUCGACGAGCACGUGCGCUCGUGGCCUGGCGGCACCGGCGCGUUCAAGCUCGGAUUGAAUUACUCGCCUGGGUUCGUUCCGCAGCGACUGGCGGCGGACAGAGGGUACAACCAGGUUCUGUGGUUGCUCAACGACGGGCAGAGGAAGCUCGUCACAGAGGCUGGUUCAAUGAACUUUUUCGCGGUGUUCGACGAUGAGGACGGGGGUGCGUGUUUCUCCUCGAUUAACCCAUCAUGUUCAAAACGUUGCCUGACGCAGGGAUUACCGUCGUCACUCCACCGCUCAACGGCACCAUCCUGCCCGGAAUCACGCGUGACUCCGCGCUAGCCCUCCUCCGCGCCCACGCCGCCUCACCCUCCGCCGGUCUCCUCGCACUCCCCGCCUCCCUCCCGCGGCUCGCAAUUGAGGAGCGCGACCUGACGACAGACGAGCUCAUCGCUGCCGCGCGUGCGGGCAGACUUCGUGAGACGUUUGGUGUAGGGACCGCCGUGCUGGUGGUCGCCGUCGAGCGGAUCGGCAUCUCUGAAGGCGAGCGGGACAUUGGGAAGGUGACAGAUAUCGCGAUGAGCCACGGGAAGGGACUGGGGCCCGUCGGCGAUGCGUUGUACGAGAAGAUCCUUGCGAUCAAGGAUGGGAGGGAACAGUUUGAAAAUUGGACGGUACUUUGCUAGCAGUCGUUACAUACAAGAUCAAGCUUGGAGCGGCUUCUGACCAGAUACCCAAUAUAAUCACUUGAUAAGGUGAAAAUUGGGUGAUUCAAAAGUGACGUUCAUAUUUGUUAGAUGGCGAUCCAUUCCAUGGCUACCUGACUGGUGUAGAGAUUUAAUAUAGAGAGUUCCGUACAUUA